UUAUUUUACAGAUUUAUUUGCAUAAAAAUCGUUAAAGUUUAUUAAUUAUUAUUUCAAUAGUGGUCAAAGUGUUUUCAGUUCAACCUGUAGAUGUGUUACCUCCGUACAAAGUGAUUUGAGUUUAAAAUCGAGUGUUUCGUUGAGCGAAUUUUUAUAAAAUGAUAAAAAAUAUUUUAAAACACACUAGCUAAUGAUUUUCUACCACUCUAACCGGUUUUAGUUUAUCGGAGGUUACUUAUUUAUAACGAGUUCUACGAUUUAGUUAAGUAUUUGUAUUGAAUGUGAGUCAUUUUAUGUGAAAACUCGCAAGGCUACGUGCGUGUUUAUAAUUGAAUUCUCUCGAGUAUCACUUAAAAGUCCCUUUUGGGUUUCAUUGCAAAAAUGAAUGUUAAUCAAAGCUUUUCGAAAAGCUUGGGUAUAUGGAUAUCAGACAAGAAAAGCCAGAAAUUAAACUGGAAGGAACUGAUUGUGUCAUGCAAUUCUCACGGAUAUAAUAUUGUAAAAUUGGAUAUAGAAAAACCGUUUGAGGAGCAGGGUGAAAUCAACAUAUUCUUACACAAGCUAACAGAUGUUAUAGCAUCAGCCGAUCAAGGGGAAGAGAAGACCUCCAUCAUCAUAAACCGCAUUGAGCAGUAUCUGUCUAAUCAUCCAAAUGUAUUAGUUAUUGAUCCCUUGGACAAUGUUAGGAUACUGUUAAAUAGGUUUAAUUAUUAUAGUAUACUAAAAGAGGAAUCAUCUUUAAGAAAAAUAGGAAUAUUCACACCAACUUUUGCUGAAUUUAAAACUAAUAAUAUAAACGAGAAUUAUGAUAUUAUGAGGCAGAAUGGAGUGACUUUUCCUGUGAUUUGCAAACCCACUGUUGCUCAUGGUUCAAAGCUGGCUCACGAAAUGGUAGUCAUUUUCAACAAAAGAGGUUUGAGUGUGUGCAAACCUCCAUGUGUUGUCCAGAGUUUCGUCAACCACAAUGCGGUGCUUCACAAAAUAUUUGUAGUGGGAAACAGAUACAAUAUUGCACAACGGCCUAGCUUGAAAAACUUCUAUGCAUCUGACGACUUGGACCCAAUAUUCUACAGCACAGGUGAAGUAUGCAAAGCUGACAGCCAAUCAACACUGUCUAUUUUGGACCCACAGGACAUGGCAGACAGAAAUAUGUGCCUAAAUGAGGAUAAAAUCAAGACUAUCAUCCAAAUUCUUCGAAGAAGAAUUGGCUUAGUGUUAUACGGAUUUGACGUAGUCAUAGACAAUGUGACAGGCAAUCAUGCGGUAAUAGACAUUAAUGUGUUUCCAAGUUACGACAACUUUCCAAACUUCUUCGAGCAUCUUCUAGAAUGUAUAGAGGAGAUGGAAUGCACAGAAAACUCCAACGGUGUGACCGAAGUGUGCAGUAGAAAUAGGUUAAUUAACGUAGGCAGUUGUAGUAAUAAAUAUGGAGUGGUCGGUAUGAAUAUUAACUAAAGAAACACUGCUAGUGUCAUGUUACGAAGAUAGUUUGCCAGUAAAAUCUCGUAUAUUUGCACUAACUGAAUCCAACAAACGGUAUAAUACGCAAAAGAAAAAAGUAAGAAAUGGUAAAUUUAUUGUAAUUACUUGUGAUAUGGAAGAAAGAAGAGCAUUUUAAUAUUAUCGAUAGAAAUACCGAAAAAUCUAGUGUCUAGAUGCAGAUGUAUACAUACAUUAUGAGUUAUUUUCAAGCUCAGUUUAUAAAUUAACAUAGUUGUGUCUUCUUAAAAUCAUUACUUAUCGGAAAAAAAGUUUCUCCAAUCCGUAUUUAGACUACUCAUUGUAGAUUUUUCAACAAAAAUUGUAGAAACACUGUUUCAUCAUGGUAUUAACCAUGAUGAAACAUGCUAUGUCAGUUUCUAAAUAACAUUAAGGCCUUAAAUCUUAGUUUACUUAGUAGGAAGUAAGAUUUAUUAUAGCAAGAUAAGUAACUAGCAGCUAAAUAAAUAAAAGCAAAACAAUGUUACAACAGACUGGUCAACUAAUCACUUUUCUAUGUAAAUAUUGUUCCAAUGUUGAAAAUUAU
This is a messenger RNA of Aricia agestis (brown argus), 2026 nucleotides long. Its product is annotated as inositol-tetrakisphosphate 1-kinase-like. Gene Ontology annotation, biological process: inositol trisphosphate metabolic process. The transcript is spliced from 5 exons. Gene Ontology annotation, cellular component: cytoplasm. NCBI's taxonomy places the organism in Eukaryota, Metazoa, Arthropoda, Insecta, Lepidoptera, Lycaenidae. The record is from RefSeq and is a predicted model, not a curated record. Gene Ontology annotation, molecular function: inositol-1,3,4-trisphosphate 5-kinase activity; inositol-1,3,4-trisphosphate 6-kinase activity; inositol-3,4,5,6-tetrakisphosphate 1-kinase activity. Bases 382 to 1455 code for a protein of 357 amino acids.